AUGGCGCGCGUGGCCAGGCUAAAGUGGAUCUGGCAAGCGCCCCGAAUGGUCCUGGUUGUUGUAGUACUGAACCACCGCACGUCCUUUGCACCUCCAGACGCAGGCGACCUUCAAAGCAUCAGGGUCGUUCAUCACGCUGCUGCUCCUCCUUCUGGUGCCAGCAACUUUGACAAGUUGGUGCGCACGGAGCCGGAUAGGGAGUUCGUUGCCCGAGUUGCUGCAAAGCUGCCCCACUGCGAGCAACGGGCGGUCCUAGAAUUGGGAUUCGGGUCGGGCCAGGAGGCCCUUGAGUUGCGCAAGCAAGCGCCAUGGGUGGAGAUUACUGCCUUGGACCGGCCAGCAGAAUCCUCGAAGCGUUCCUGUCCGAAAUCGUUUGACCGACCCGGCCGGAGGCCAGGCGAGUUGCCUGCGUCUUCCUUCCCAUGCUACGCUCCCAAUCUCCAAAAGCAUAACAUCAAGGUCAUUCCGCACACGUUGCCUGAAACUUUGCCAUUUCCAGAUGGGUCUUUCGAUGUGGUUUUCUCAAGGUUCUCCUUGUACUACUUCCAAGAAGAGGCUCUCGCAAAGCUCCUGACAGACAUUCACAGAGUUUUGCGACCCGAAGGGAGCUUGGUGUUCAUGAUUAAGACCCAAGAGAACCUGAAGAUCUCGAUCGGCAAGGUCCUCUUUCCACGGGCAAAGUGGCAUUCACUCCUGCAGGGUGCCGGUUUCCAUGUCCAGCUGGAAGAGCCAGAAAGGAGGGCGGAAGCGAUGUGGGCUGGUAAGCCUUGGAUCUUUGAGGCUGUACGCCCCAGAGGUCAGCAUCUCAUCUCUGAGAUAGAUGAGCGUGUCGCAUGGCUUGCAGCGACCGCGACCUCUGAUGACUCGUGGGCCGUGUCCGAGAUUCUGGCUCAGCGCAAGCAAGAAUCCGAAGUUUUAUUGCCCCAAUUCCCUUGUGCCCCUGACUACUGA
Molecule: messenger RNA, 951 nt
Organism: Symbiodinium natans
Lineage: Eukaryota; Dinophyceae; Suessiales; Symbiodiniaceae
Source: the annotation of a GenBank genome assembly